CGAAGCCCCCCCCGCCCUAUAUAUGCCUCUCCAAAAUGCAGCGGGGCUCCUUCCUCCCGUCCCGCCCGGCCGCGCAGCUCAGCGCCCUACUGCCCGCGGGUCUCCGUCCCGGCUCCGCGCCCCGCUCCUUCCCCCUCCCCUUUUUCCUUUUUUUUUUUUUUUUUUUUUAAUUAUUUUUUUCUUUUAAUUUUCUGACCUCCCCCUCCCGUUUUUCUCCUCGCCCCUUCCCCGCGGCCGGUUUGCAUGCAUUGUCUGUCUCCCAAGAUGGUUUGUGAGACCAAGAUUGUGGCGGAAGAUCAUGAAUCAAUCCCGGGAUCCAAAAAAGACACAAUCAUUGUUUCCUCCUCCCAGAUGUGGCCCUCUUUGGCCGGCUCCACUCCCUCCCCCCCACCUCCCCUCACCCCACCAAAAGAAGACCCCCGGCGCGACAAUGUCUAUAUCCGCGAAUUCCACCCCUCCGAGCAGGAGGUGGUGUGCCGCAUCUUUUACGAGGGGAUCAUGGAGCGGAUCCCCAACACGGCGUUCAGGGGGCUGAAGCAGCAGCCCCUCACUCAGCUGCUCUACGGGCUGCUGGCGGUAAUGUGCUUUGUUGUGACCAAGUCCUUCCUGCUGACCUGCUGUUUGCCCAUCUUUCUGAUGGGCAUGAGGUACUACUUCAGUAGAAAAGUUAUCCUGCACUAUCUCGAUUGUGCGCUGCACACGGACAUGUCCGAUAUUGAGCAAUAUUACAUGAAACCGCCAGGCUCCUGCUUCUGGGUCGCCGUCCUGGACGGCAACGUGGUGGGGAUCGUGGCGGCGCGGGGCAACGAGGAAGACAACACGGUGGAGCUUCGCCGCAUGUCCGUCGACUCCAACUACCGCGGCAAAGGGAUCGCCAAGGCCCUGGGCCGCAAAGUGCUGGAGUUUGCCAUGCUCAACAACUACUCCUCUGUCGUGCUGGGAACCACGGCCGUGAAGAUGGCAGCCCACAAGCUCUAUGAGUCCUUGGGGUUCAAGCACGUGGGUGUCGUCGAACAUUAUGCCCUGCCAGGGAUGACACGCUCCUUACUGGAGAGAAUGUUUUUCCAGGUCCGCUACCACCGCUACCGCCUGCAGCUGCGGGAAGAAUAAAAAAAAAAAAAAAAAAACCCAACCAAACAAACGAGAAAAAAAAAAAAAUUUUUUUCCUCCUCUUCCUCCUCCUUCAAAAAUAAUAAAUUACCCUUCUGUUUCUCAUCACCGUUGAUUUGCCAAUUUUGGGUUGAGUUUUUGUUCCCUCAUGUCACCUUUUGGUUUGCUCCGUUCAGCUCGAUGGGCCGGCCCUUCCUCGCAUGCUGUAGGUGGUGGUGCUGGGAGUCCUGCGACCCGGCGGGGCAGAGCGGAGCAGCGGCCUCUCCUUCCCAGGUACCUCCGUAAAGCACAGAAACUUAACUGCAGAAUAGUACCACUUGCUCUGGUGUACAUAGUCUUCUCCUUUUCCAAAUGUAAGAUAAUAUAACAUAGUGAUGCAUUCAUAAUAGUGCAGAAAUAUUACUUGAAUGCAGUUUUCAGUAUUUCACACACCAGUAAAGUAGAACACGCAUUCGUCCUGCCGUUAUUUACUGGUUAAUAGUUUUCAAAGAAAAGGUGGGGGGCAAACCCCACCCCCCUGCCCCAACCCGCUUGCUACAAUGCAUGAAGAGGAAAGCGCGUGCACGCACUCAAACACAUCGCACUGCCACCACGGCACUGGUGUUGCACUUUUUUUGGAUGUGCCUCAUUCUGCCAAAUGCCUGAGAGACCCUGGGUGCAUCCGGUAACCACAACUCCACUCCACCUCCCCCUCCUUCCUAAGCCAGCACAAACUCGGACCGGCUGAACUGAGCCCCAUUGUACCAUAGUGUGAAGUUAAGAUCAAACCUAAAUAUCUCCUGUGCUGUUCCGUAGCCACGUGUAAUCUGCAGUCCUGGGCCAGACUCCGCAUGUGCGUUGGACUUUCUCUUUGCUGCCUUUUGGGGGUUUUUUUGUUGUUUGUUUUUAUUUUUAAGGGUUAUUUUGUUGUUGUUGUUGUUAUUUUUAGUUUUGGCUUUUGCUGAAUGGUGUCGUUGAGGCGUAAUGGAGGCUGCAGUUCCUAUGGCAACACAUUUGCACAUUAAUGUGCGCACCAAAUCUCACCACUUCAGAGAAGCAACGUGUGACAGAUAAUAGCAUUUUGGGGAGUGCCGGGGUGGGGGGGGAAACGUACUUAUUAUCUUAACCAGCUGCUUGUUUGAUAAAUGUAGAUGGCCUCACUGCAGCCUUCCAUCAAAGGUAAUUAACUGCUUUAAUGAUGUCAGAUUUGUGAAUUGUACAAUGCAAAAAGCAAUGCAAAGCAGAUUCGGCAUGUGUCUGUACCCAGUAUGUAUGUACAGUGCCUGCCAACUAAAGAAUAACCAAGACUACAGCUUCUUCUAGCCUGAGAUAUCAACUUUUAUAACUUAUUUAAACAAAUAGCAACCUUGCAUGAAUUAUGUCUUGGGGAAAAAGAAGAUCGGUAGGUUUUAAUUUUUAAAGCGUGGUGUCAGAGGUAUUACAGUAAACCAUUUCUGGCUGCACUUAAUUUGGGGUGGGUAGAGGGGUUUGGCUCAGCUAAUACAUUUAAAGGGAAAAAGCCCUUCAAUUCCUGGGGAAAAAAAUAAUUACUAUUUUAUGAAGUAUUAUGUGUGUGUUGAGGGGGUAACCCCACCACCUCGUCAUGAACUUGGUGAAAGGGUAGAGCAUGUGUUAACCGUGCUUUCACUUGCAAAUACAAUGGAAGCAUCAGCGGGAGAGCCUUAGAAGGAAGGAGCCAUGGGGUGGAAGUGGGGGCAGACAGCAUGGACCUUGGACAGGGGGUGCUGUCUCUCUUACUCCUACCGGGAGCUGCCCUUUCCUCUCCAGGCGAAAGCUUUCCCAGCACUGAGACAUGGCCAGUGAUGCUGAAUGAGAGCAGAGGGGAGGGGAUUCACCCCAUCCCUGCUGGUUCAUGGACCGGGCACUGAUGCUGGGGGUGGAGGAGCCAUUUGGCACAACACCGGUAGCGCUUUCAGUGGUGGGAUUGAGCUUGGCCCAGCCUUUAAGGAGUUGGAGGGACAGAGUCCCAGUGUGUGUCCCAGCAAUAAGGGGGGAGAAACAAGGAUGGUGAAGGGCACUGUAGCAAGAGACCAUGAGUUUAAUUAACAAAAUUUCUGUAUGGGGCACUAUAUUUUUAAAAGUCUUUCUAUGCUGUACAUUUCUCCUGAAGCUGAAAUAAUGUACUGUUGGUAGGGGUUCUUGUAUAGUGUACAGAAAUUGGCAGAAUAUUUUCUUGCUGCAUUCAGUGAUUUAUUAACCGAAGUAAAACAGACAAAUAUAAAGUGUUAGCAAAAGCUGAAAGAAAAACAAAACAGUUUGUGCCUUUUUUAGUUUAUUUUUCUGUUGCUAUAUAAUCACUGCACUAAAACCUUUCCAGAGGGAAAACAGAAACAAAAACUAGUCUUUUAAUAAGGGAGGAAUAUGUAAAGCCUAAAUUGAGCAUUAAUUUUUUUAUUAGGAUAUUUAAUUAAAAUAAUGUUGCUGGUUUUAUUUGAUACCUGUGCCUUUGUAAUAAAACUCCACAUCCUGUCAGAAUAUCCAAAACUGGAAUAAAUCCCACCAGAUCCCACAGACGCAGAAGUACCAUCAGGUUACCAGUAUUUUCUUUAAUGUGUGUAAACCUUAACUGAUGAUAUUACAGUAUCUGAUCGUGUAAUACCUGUUGAGUUUCCCUGGGGAAGAGGUGCUUUGGAAAGGUAUGGCUUUCAAGGUGCUGUCUGCAUUCCUCCCCCAGCUGGAGAUGCACAGAUAAGGAUUGAAUCAUUGCCACUUGGCCAGUAGCUGCCAAGCAAAUUUAUUCCCUUAACGCUUCUGCCAGUUGCUUUGUGACCAGGCUUUUUGGAAGAAAUCCAGCUGGUUGCUCCCAGUUCUCCAGCCAGGACAGCUUGUUUCUGAAGGAAAGGGCUGGCUGCCAAAUAGGAUUUGCUCUCCUCAGAAGACAGAGAGGGCUGCCAGGGCUGCAUCCCCUGUAGCAGUGGUGGGACAGGGGUACACCACCUCCAGCGUUGUUGCUGUUCUCCCGCCCAGAGCUGCUCUGAAUAGGAUUAGACAAGGUUGGACUUAAAAGCAUCAAGUGAUACUGUUGUUUUGUCUGCAUUCAAGAGAAGUUUCCCUAAAUGCGAUAGCUCAGGCUCAGCUCUGGAGCCACACAGUUGCUGCUCUGUGUGUCCCCGGGGCUUUGGACCAUGCCAGGCUCUCCUGCUGCCCCCAGGGCCCAACCUGCCUUGCCCCUGCUGCCUGGGUGAGUGUACAGGUAGAGCACAGUGCACCUUGCAGGGCAGUGUGUUGAGGCUGAGUUGCCUUUGGCAGAUCCAUUCGUCUGCUCUGCCUCUUUCAGGGUGUGCUGGUUUAAACAAUGCUGCAUGGAAAAGAUCCCACAGCUCCUCAUUUGUGACCCCCAGUCCUGGCUUUGCAGCCCCCCUUGGGGAACUUCUUGCUUCUCCUGCCCCCGAUAGCUGUGGUCAGCACAGCCCUCUCUCUGGGCCUGAGCAUCAUCUCUGGAGUCUUCCCAUCCCAGUUCUGUGGCUGGGUGGGUGCAGAGCAGCACAAGAUGGUUGUGGGUUUGGUUUUGUUGCCAGAAAACCCUUGAUAUCCUAUUGCCAGUUCUUGAGUCUUGAUUGCCACAGAGUCUCAUGUCAAUGUGAGAUGGGAGGGGAGGCUCCUGAUUUAUAUUCGUGAUUUCUCUUUUCAAGGAUAAUUCUGGCUGAAGUGUGAGGAAGAGUAGAGCAUCUCUUGGGUUUGGGCCUCAGUUGGUAAAUGUGGUGGCCAGUAAGACCACUUCAGAUUUAGGUAGAGGAUGUGUUGGAGAUGUGAAGGCACUUCCCCCAGCUGUGCCAGAUGCCUGCUCUUACUUUACAGUGCAGAUGGGCUGUCACAGCCCCCUGCCCUUGUGCUGUGUGCCAGCUGGUGGCACAGGGAGUGCAGUUUCCUCACCUGGCUUCUCUCUCCUUAGCAUGGGGCUUUUUCUGCUAAUCCCUGUGCAUUGGGCACUGCUCAAGAGCCUUCUGCUUGGAGGGGCCUAGGACAGAGCCCUUUGUCCCCGAGGAAGGAACCAGGUGUGAUGUCCAAAAGUUAAAAAAAAAAAAAGUAAAAAAGGAGGAAAAAAGGGGGAAAUUGCAUUGCUGUGGCAGAGGUCCAGGGCCUCAGGGCUGCUCCAGUCCUCCAGCACAGCCUGGGCCAUUCGCUGUGGAGUGAGUGGGAACUCCCUGCACAUCCUGAGCAAACUGGCAUCUCCAGCACAUGUCAUAUUUGGCAAUAAGCUCUCUGGGAAGCUUGGCCCCUGAACAGAUCCAGGCCAGUAACGCUAAGCAAUGAAACCAACAAAGUGGUUUCUAAUCUAUCUUGAAACCCUUAAAUUCGUAUUUGUUGUAAUUCACACUGUGUUUUCCCUCUGUGAAUCAGACAGCACCUGCAAGAUGCUUGGGAAUGGCAACUGUAAUGUGUCUCCACUGGGAAGUUCAGGGCAUUGCCUUUGGGGUGUUCCCAUCAACCGAAAGCCACUCUUUUCCCCCACCUCUCUGUCCCCAUGUGUGAUGGGGGACAGUGUUUCUGAGCAAGCCUUUACCUCUCUCCAGACGUGCUGCAGGCUGUGCCCACACACAGGACUGAGUGGCAGGACCUGUGCUCUUCCCUGCAGCUUGGGGAGCAGCCAAGGGAGUGGGUGCUGCUGCAGGGAGGAGAGGGGGUGCCUUGGCUGCAGGGCUUUUCAGGCUGGAAGGAGAUAGCCAGCAGUGACCCUGUCAGGGACAAACAGGCUUGUUUUUAAGAUGUUUGUUGGGAGCAAGAUCAGUUUAACAGUGUUGAAAGGAGACUAUGUGGGUGCUCUGCUCUUCAGGUGCGAGGUGCAGCAGCACUGCAGGGCUGAGCUGGUUGUGUGCAGUGGGGGUGGUGUGGGGCACAGAGGCAGGACUGCCCUUUGUGAUGCUGCAGAGGUAGCUGCACCCCCGAAACUUGUGUCACAGCUUGCAGGGCACAAGUCAUUCUUCUGCUAUAUUCAAGAUGGAUGCAUCUAAAUUCUUAAAAUCCCCAAGGGCCAGCUCUGCAUCUGAACUUGCUUCAGCUUUGCCUUUCAGCAAAUGCAGGGGGCAAGUGACCCUGAGGACAUCUGUCCCGGGUUGUUGGGACCUGGGGAGUCAUUUUCCCCCACCCCCCUGUUGUUUAUUGUCAUGGGAAAUGAGGAUGAUGCUUUAGGUCACGAUGUUAGAAUUUUUAAGUCCCUCUGUAGGAGAGGUAGGACUAAGGGUCAGCAGGUGGCUGUUGGGGACAGUAUAUGCCUGGUGGGGUCCUGGUGCUGCACACCUGGGAGCAGAAGGUGUUUGGUGCCUGGGGGGGCUCAGGCCCUGUCCUUGCAGUGGCCAGCUGCAAGUACAGAAAGUCUCAUGAUCAGAAUUCCCAAGGGAACUGUGGUUUUGCAAAGCCUUGUCACAAUCCUUGCUGCUGCUGAUCUGUACCCAUCUGUGAUGCAGGUCUGCUGCCUUUUAAUUUGCCAGAUUUGCUGGCUGAGGUGCAAAUGGAUAGAGACUGACUGCAGGGAAUUCCGAACUGCCAAACACACAAAGUCAGGAACCACCUCUGGUUACCUCUGAAUUAACAGUCUCAUUUUUGCUGUGCUGGAGCCUGUGUUUCAUUAGUGCUAGUGUGACACUGUUGGUAUGCACUCUAUUUAAUAAAGGCAUUUUAAUUCCACACUAAUGGGAGUCUUGCAGUGGAAUAUACUGUACCAUGUAAAGAAAACAAAGGAAUACUAAGUGUUAAAUAAGCUUUAAAAUGCAAAAGGAUAAUUUUCUCUUUUUUUUCUCCCUCAAAAUACAUCCACACAGAAUCUUGAGAAAAAAAUUGGUAUGCUCUUGCAUCCCCCAGUCCUAGAGACUAUGCAACAGAGCUUAUGUUUAUUUCCUACCAAAACCUGCUACCUUAGGGGUGAUUGGGAGUACAUUUCACUGAAAAUAAAACAAGAGAUUAAUUUGAACAAGUGAGAGUUUAGUCAAAACACAGUAUUGUUUAAAAUAACAAGCUCUAAGUCAGCUUUUGGAGUUUGAUCACUGUUCAGUGCUGUCUUUGUAUUGCACAAUGGUCACCUGCAAGAGAGAAUAUGCUUUUAACAUCUAAAUAGUAGAAGACAGACUUAGUGAGACCAAGAGCAUAACAAAUACAUGAUGCAACUGUAAAUUUAUUUACGAGUAACACAUUUGAAUGCAGAAGCAGCUACUGCUAUAUAAGCAUAAUGAACUUAUAGCUAACAUUGUUUUCAAUUUCUUUUCCUCCAAAGCUUAAUCCUUUUGCCUUGUAAUAUGUAUAUUUGAUUUUUUUUUUUAAAAUGUAAUUAGGUUUAACAAAGCAUCCGUUGCUUUGUGAGUUGUACUUAUGAUUGUGCUGGGCUGUUAGCUUUAAGCAGUUUGUGUGCUUGUGUUAUUUUAUUAAAGCAAAAGUCUUCUUGAGACAAAAGCGGUAAAGGAAAAAAAAAUAUUUUUUUGGUAGUGUUAAACAGAUGUGUGGUAUGCAUUUGGAAAAUGUCCAAUGUCAGUUGAAAAAAAAAAAAAAAAAAACCAAAACAAAACAGGCUAAAUUGCUUACCAGAACUGCUCACAUUUAAGGCAGUGGCUUAUUCACUCACGCCUAAAUAGAAACUUGGAUUCCCCCAAACAGCCUCUUACUCUGCAUCUCUUCACCGUUGUACAAGACUGAUGUGAAAUGAGUCUUGUGUUUUCUAUGUUCAGCAUAGUAUGUACUGUACUUUGUAAUGGGAAGUGGCUACAAGUCCUCAAAGAAAAAUGAAACAUAUUCUAAAACAGCAAUAAUUAUCACUGUAAAGCAAAUGAGCACGUGGGGGAGAGCCCAGGGAGAUAGUUAAUGAAGGUGAUACCAUUAGGAACAUGCUGGCAUCAGUGCUGUUGUUGCACCUGGGGAGCAGGAUUAAGUACUAGGGGAGGCCAUCCUGGGACUAGACAUCACCUUGGCCAAGAACUUGCCCAUGUGGGGUCCCUCCACCUGAGUCACUUUGAGUCUUAUGCAGCGCAGGUUUUUCACCAAAGUUUUAAGGGCAAGUUAUUGCAAAUACUGUUCCUGGUGGGAGACACAGACACAAGGAAGAGCUGUCAGUCACACAGAGGAAGGUAAACGUUCAUUGCCACAGUUUGUAUCCCAGUGUACUCUGCUACUGCACAACUGGGGCUCCACAACAGCAGAAAAUAGAAUAAAUUACUCUAAUUUUCUACGGAGGGAAGCAGGAGUCAGCUCUGUUGGAAAGAUGUUUGCAUACUGUCAAGGUAUCAACACACACCUGUUCCUCUGGUGUGGCAGGAUGUGUUAAGAUGUGUCCAAGUUAUCCCUUGAUGUGCUUUAAGCAUUUGAGCUCCAACUUACAAAGCUUAUCCUGUGAGAGGGUGUGGUCUCUCAGUCUGCAGUGGGCAGAGCCCCGGGAGCCAGCCAGCUCUCCAGGGGCAGCAGGGUGUCCUCAGGCAGGGGCAAGUGAGGUGCUCUGGACAAAUGACUUGUAGGUACUUAAGUUCUGUUCCUGAUGGCCGCUGUAACUGUGAAAAUUAACCAGACCUGCUGUGAUAAAUUUGGUUAUAUAAGGUUUAUUUGGUUAAUUUUUUAUAAGUGAAAACUGAAAAGAUGAAAGAGAAUUGUAAUAUGAAAGCAACUGCUGUAAAUAAUGUACGAAUGAAUAAAAUCUAAAACUUAUGUCAGUUUUUUCCUAAA
Pseudopipra pipra is the source of this 8751-nucleotide messenger RNA. It is a transcript of the gene ASPNAT, whose product is annotated as N-acetyltransferase 8 like. The record is from RefSeq and is a predicted model, not a curated record. Bases 244 to 1110 code for a protein of 288 amino acids. Gene Ontology annotation, molecular function: L-aspartate N-acetyltransferase activity. The transcript has 3 exons. NCBI's taxonomy places the organism in Eukaryota, Metazoa, Chordata, Aves, Passeriformes, Pipridae. Gene Ontology annotation, cellular component: mitochondrial membrane.